AUGGCUAUCUCCAAGCACGGGUACGGUGCCAUCGCCAUGAUCACCAUCGGCACGCUCUACAACGCCGUGGCCAUGAUUCUCCCCAUGUGGACUGUCAACUCCACCGCCGGCCUCAUGAGCUUCUGCAUCGACAGCGAACUCACGAACACCAGCACCGCACUUGACCACUGCUUCUACUACAAGUUUGGCUCUGGAUACGAAGAGCUCUCCGUCAUCGACGAGAAGGUCUGGGCCGAGUACUCGCAGUACGCCACGUGCGAAGGCUACAGCAAGGCCGGCGAUGUGAGCGACGCCGAGCGUCUCAAGUACACAACGGUGCUGGCCACUGCCGCCGGUAUGGACGCCGAGCAGUUUAACAAGUUCCUGGACAAGUCGUGCGGUCUGCUGGGUAUGGCCACGAUGACCUUCGGCGGCAUGAGCAUGUCGAACGGCCUGAUGGCCAUUAUCGCGAUUGUCGGCGCUAUCACAUGCCGCAAGGGCGACAAGAAGUGGGUGGGCGGCGGCUUCUUCCUGGCGGGCGUGGCGUGCUUUACGGCCAUGCUGACGUUCGUGCUGUGGGUGGUGCAGGCCAAGCCUCUGGGCAAGAAGGACGACACGUCGCUGAAGACGGCGUUCUUCCUGAUGAUCAUCGCGAUGCUGCACUACCCGCUAGCCAUGUUCAUGUUCUGGAAGCACCUACAGUUGGAGGGGGGAAAGCAGGGCGGAUCGACUGCGUAA
This is a messenger RNA of Phytophthora sojae, 717 nucleotides long. RefSeq lists its product as hypothetical. The transcript has 2 exons. NCBI's taxonomy places the organism in Eukaryota, Oomycota, Peronosporomycetes, Peronosporales, Peronosporaceae. The record is from RefSeq and is a predicted model, not a curated record. Bases 1 to 717 code for a protein of 238 amino acids.